Molecule: messenger RNA, 1657 nt
Organism: Erigeron canadensis
Lineage: Eukaryota; Viridiplantae; Streptophyta; Magnoliopsida; Asterales; Asteraceae
Product: (-)-germacrene D synthase-like
Exons: 7
Coding region: 11-1657 (548 amino acids)
Biological process (GO): diterpenoid biosynthetic process
Molecular function (GO): terpene synthase activity; magnesium ion binding
Source: RefSeq, a predicted model, not a curated record
CCAUAUAAACAUGGAUGCUAAACUAGGAGAGGUUAUUCGCCCACUUGCCAACUAUCAUCCAAGCCUUUGGGGAGAUCAGUUCCUACACUAUGAUGAGCAAGAGGAGCAAGUUGAGGUAGAUCAAGAAAUCAAAAUUUUGAAGGAUGAAACAAGAAAGGAAAUAAAGGAAACUUUGGAUGAUCCAACAAAACAUACAAAUUUGUUGAAGCUGAUUGAUGUUAUCCAACGUCUAGGUAUAGCCUACUAUUUUGAACACGAGAUUACGCAAGCAUUGCACCAUAUUUAUAAUGUAUACGGGGAUAAAUGGAAUGGUGGUAGUCCUUCCCUUUGGUUUCGGCUUCUCCGACAGCAAGGCUUUCACGUUUCAUGUGAUAUAUUCACUAUCUACAAGCUUAGUAAUGGAUGUUUCAACGAUUCCUUAACCAACGAUAUCGAAUGCAUGCUUGAGUUAUAUGAGGCAUCAUAUAUGAGGGUGCAAGGCGAAACCAUUCUAGAUGAGGCUCUCAAGUUUACAAAAACUCGUCUUGAAAACAUUGCAAACGAUCCCCUUCGUUGCAACAACGUGCUCUCUAGACACAUAUAUGAAGCACUAGAGCGACCUAUACGUAAAAGGUUGCCAAGGUUAGACGCAAUACGAUACAUACCUUUCUAUGAGCAACAAGAUUCUCACAACAAGUCGUUACUAAGACUUGCAAAGUUGGGGUUCAACCGGCUUCAAUCGUUGCAUAAGAAGGAGCUUAGCCAACUUUCCAAAUGGUGGAAAGAGUUUGAUGCUUCAAAAAAUUUGCAUUACGUAAGAGAUAGAUUGGUUGAACUCUACUUUUGGAUACUAGGUGUCUAUUUUGAACCUCAAUAUUCCCGUUCAAGAAUAUUCUUGACAAAAGUGAUUCAUAUGGCAACAAUCUUUGAUGACACUUAUGAUAAUUAUGGUACUUACGAAGAACUAGACAUAUUCACCAAAGCCGUUCAAAGAUGGUCAAUUACCUCCAUGGAUACGCUUCCAGAUUACAUGAAAGUAAUAUAUAAAAAUUUAUUGGAUAUUUAUGAAGAAAUGGAGGAAAUCAUGGAAAAGGAUGGAAAAGCAUAUCAACUUAAGUAUGCAAAAGAGUCGAUGAUAGAUUUGGUUACAAGUUAUAAGACUGAAGCAAAAUGGUUACAUGAGGGUCACACGCCAACAUCUGAGGAGCAUAAAUCGAUUACAAACGAAAGUGCUGGCUAUAGAAUGCUCACAACAUCAAGCUAUGUUGGCAUGCCUGGUGAUAUAGUCACAGAUGGGUCUUUUAAAUGGGCUCUAAACAAUCCUCCACUUAUUAAAGCUUCAUCUGCCAUUUGUAGGAUUAUGGAUGACAUCGUCGGUCACAAGGAGGAUCAACUGAAUAAGCCUAUUGCAUCUAGUGUGGAAAUUUGUAUGAAAAAACAUGAUGUUGCGGAGGAGCAAGCUUAUGAUAUGUUGAGACAAAAAAUUGAAGAUGCAUGGAAAGAUCUAAACCGAGAAACAUUAAUAUGCAACAAUAUCUCUAUGACUCUUAAGAUGCGUGUGAUCAACCUGACACGUGUAAUGGAUAUCCUAUACAAAGAAGAUGAUAAUUUGAAAAAUGUUGGAGAAGAAAUUCAAGUUUAUAUCAAAUCUUGUUUCAUCAAUGCUAUGAGUGUUUGA